AUGGUUGCCGCUGCCACGUCCUCGCGCCGGGCGGCCAGUCUCUCUCAGCGCCGCCGCGACCGCCUUCCCCACCUCUGGGACAACGCCCGCCAGCGCGCAGGUGCUGUUCCCCCCGUGCUUUCCCUGGCUCGCUGCUCCCGGUUGGUCCGGGUCUUCAGCGCCGCGGGGCCACCUGAAAUUUACCACCCGCUGCGCACCCAGUCCCCGACGCGCAUAUCUGGCCCCCCAAGCAUGACCCCGUUCUCAUACACAAGUCAGAGAGAGCGAGCCCCGGUGGCAGCAGGCUACCAAACCGCAGGCAAUGUUAUUGAUCGAGCUCUAUGUCCUUCUAAAACACCCCCAAAGCGACUACGUGAUUCGCUGGGACCCCACCAGCGAGCGCAUCGCCGUCAAGCUUCCGGAGCAGCUCGUGUUGCGCAUCCCGAGCGCCUGUUGCGUCUCUCGAAGCCUCGCAAGAUAACCGCCCUGCUCAGAGGCUGCGGGGCGAACCUGUGGAUUCUUACGGUCGCCAGGCUCGUUCGCUCGAACACGGCAGGCGUCCGCCUCGCGCCGGUUGCCUGGCGGAUGUGCAUGCAAGACGCCGAUGUCACUGCAUGCUAUGUCAUCACACUCAUAUUGCGCAGAUGA
Fomitopsis serialis is the source of this 627-nucleotide messenger RNA. RefSeq lists its product as uncharacterized. NCBI's taxonomy places the organism in Eukaryota, Fungi, Basidiomycota, Agaricomycetes, Polyporales, Fomitopsidaceae. The record is from RefSeq and is a predicted model, not a curated record. The transcript is spliced from 4 exons. Bases 1 to 627 code for a protein of 208 amino acids.